This is a messenger RNA of Schistosoma rodhaini, 1592 nucleotides long. The record is from the annotation of a GenBank genome assembly. Lineage: Eukaryota; Metazoa; Platyhelminthes; Trematoda; Strigeidida; Schistosomatidae.
GGAAACUGGAAAACCAAUCACGUUUCCAGCGCGUUACUCACUCUCAAGGUUGUGAGCCGUCAUCUUGGUUCCUCCUGUUGGUCUAGUACUUUGCUGUAUAAAAAAACUUUGAACAUUGACGUAUUACCUUUAUUGAAAAUUCGUCUCUAUUAAUCUUCUUUUCAAGAUUUGUUUGAAGUGAAUAUCAGGCUUUCGUCAAACAAUAAACACUCGAUUCACACAAUAAAAAUGGCGUCAGGUCUUGCUAGAUCAAAGCUGAUGAAUUUUGUUUAUAGGUCCCCGUGGAACCCCGUGUCACUCAUCUAUCGUCCUGAGUGUUCCUCCGCAAAAUUUAGUCUUUCUGACUACAAGUCUUUUAAGUUAGAUUCCACACCAGCAAAUGAAACUGAAUGCAGUCGUGAUGAUGCACUUAGAUACCUCGAGAGUCUUCACCGUAUUCGUAGAAUGGAAACGGCAUUAGGUAACAUGUAUAAAGAAAAGCUUAUUCGUGGUUUCUGUCAUCUAUACUCGGGUCAGGAAGCAGUUGCAGUCGGUAUUGAAGCUGCUUUACAGCCAGGCGAUACUAUUAUCACUGCUUAUCGCUGCCACGGCUUUACAAUGACUCGCGGUGUUCCUAUCCACAAUAUAGUUGCAGAACUCGCAGGAAGGAAGACUGGAUGCACAAAAGGUUUAGGGGGCAGUAUGCAUCUUUACGCGAAAGAGUUCUAUGGCGGUAAUGGCAUCGUUGGCGCCCAAGUUCCUUUGGGUGUUGGAAUAGCAUUACGUAUGAAACAUCGUGGGGAAAAGUUUGUCUCUGUAACUCUUUAUGGAGAUGGUGCAGCUAACCAGGGACAGGUGUUUGAGGCCUUUAAUAUAGCGAAGUUAUGGAAUCUUCCUGUGAUUUUCAUUUGUGAAAACAAUAAAUAUGGUAUGGGUACAUCUGUGCAGCGCUCUUCGGCCAAUACUAGUUACUAUACUCGUGGAGAUUACAUUCCUGGAUUGUGGGUUGAUGGUAUGGAUAUACUUACUGUUAGAGAAGCCACACGUUUUGCUGCUGAUUGGUGUCGUUCUGACAAAGGACCAAUACUGUUAGAAACAGAGACUUAUCGUUACCAUGGUCAUAGUAUGAGCGACCCAGGCACUAGUUAUCGUACACGUGAAGAAGUUCAGUCGAUGAGGCGUGGACGAGAUCCUAUCGCUUUAUUCCAGAAGAGCAUUGUGGACAAUGGGCUAUGUACACAGGAUGAGGUUAAGGAGAUCGAAAAAAGGGUCCGAAUUGAAGUAGAUAAAGAAGUAGAGAAGGCGAUGAGCGACUCAGAACCACCACUAGAGACGAUGUUUGGAAAUAUUUAUCAUGGGAUACCUCCAAACUACAAGAUUCGAGGUUGCGAUCUAAAAACUUGGGGUUCACCAUUUGUCACUAAGUGGUGAGGUAGCUUCACGUUUUCUGAAUUUUGAAGAAGCUGGUCAUUAUAUACUAUCUAAUUUAUUAGUCAGGCUUUUAGUAUUUUCUAAGGUACGAAUAAUCACAAAUAUUUGAUCCUUUCAUAACAACCUGUGUACCUAUGAAUAAUUUUAUAAUUUAUAUCCUCUAAAAUACAAACUUAUACUAU